Molecule: messenger RNA, 1515 nt
Organism: Chaetomium globosum CBS 148.51
Lineage: Eukaryota; Fungi; Ascomycota; Sordariomycetes; Sordariales; Chaetomiaceae
Exons: 4
Coding region: 1-1515 (504 amino acids)
Biological process (GO): N-glycan processing; carbohydrate metabolic process
Cellular component (GO): membrane; endoplasmic reticulum
Molecular function (GO): calcium ion binding; mannosyl-oligosaccharide 1,2-alpha-mannosidase activity
Source: RefSeq, a predicted model, not a curated record
AUGGGCAAAGACCGGUAUCACGCCGUCUCGGGCAGGGGUUCCCAGAUGAGCCCCAAGGGUCUAGGGUGGAUCAUAGUCGACAGCCUCGACACCAUGAUGAUCAUGAACCUGACAGAGCCCCUAGCCGAGUCGCGCAAAUGGCUGCACCGAAGUCUUUCGUAUGACCAGGACCAGGACGUCAACACAUUCGAAACGACCAUCCGCAUGCUCGGCGGGCUCCUGAGCGCGCAUUAUCUCGCCGGUCGCCUGCCCGACGUGGCCUCACGCCGGGACUCGGUCUAUCUGACGAAGGCAAUCGACCUCGCCGACCGGCUGCUCGCGGCUUACGAGUCGCCGUCGGGCAUUCCCUACGCCAGCGUGCACCUCGGGCGUAAGGUCGGGCUCCCUUCGCACGCAGACGGCGGGUCGUCGUCCAUGGCCGAGGCGGCCACGCUGCAGCUAGAGAUGAAGUACCUGUCGCACCUCACUGGCGACGAGCGUUACUGGCGCAGGGCCGAGAAGGUGAUGCAGGUGCUGGACGACAACGCGAUGGAGGCCGGCCUCCUGCCCAUCUUUGUGCACCCCGACACGGGGCGCUUCACAACAUCCGAGAUCCGCCUCGGAAGCCGCGGCGAUUCCUACUACGAAUACCUCAUCAAGCAAUACCUCCAAACUUCCGCCACCGAGCCCAUCUACCUCACCCUCUGGCACGAAGCGCUUGCCGGCAUCGAAAGACACCUCGUAACCACCACGCGCAACGCACACCUCACCAUCAUCGCCGAACUGCCCCACGGCAUCGGCGGGCCGCUCUCCCCCAAGAUGGACCACCUCGUGUGCUUCCUGCCCGGCGCCAUCGCGCUCGGCGCCACGGGCGGGCACACCGUCGCCCACGUCAAAGCGCAGGGUGCGUGGACGGCGCGCAAGGAGGCUGAGAUGGCGCUCGCAAGGGAUCUGAUGAAGACGUGCUGGGGCAUGUAUGCGGUCACGGCGUCGGGGCUGGCGCCGGAGAUUGUGUGGUUUGAUGUGGAGGAGGAGGAGUUGAGGCCGAGGCCGGCGGGGGGGAGGGGUGAUGGUGGUGAGGAUGGCAAGAAGGGGGGGAAGGCAAAGCGGGAUUCGUUGGCGGAGUGGAAGAAGGAUUUUGUCAUCAAGCCGCUGGAUGCGCAUAACUUGCAGCGGCCGGAGACGGUGGAGAGUUUGUAUGUCAUGUGGAGGGUCACGGGGGAUCCGGUGUAUCGGGAGUGGGGAUGGAAGAUCUUUGAGGCGUUUAGGGAGGGGACGGCGGCGGGGUUGGGGAGGGGGUAUACGGCGGUCGGGGAUGUGAGGGUGGUGCCGCCGCCGUUGAGGGAUGAGAUGGAGAGCUUUUGGUUGGCCGAGACACUCAAGUACCUUUACUUGCUCUUCUCGCCGACGGACUUUUUGCCGUUGGAGGAGGUGGUGUUUAACACAGAGGCGCACAUCUUUCCGCGGUUCAAGAGCCAGUGGAAGACGGGGUGGGAACGGAAUAGAGUAGCGGGGUGUGGCGGUUGUGGGAUGUAA